AGACCCUCCUGGCUACGCUCCUGAUUCAACCCAAAAGCUAGCCAAAUUAAUAAAAUCAAAAAUGUGAAUUUUAUUAUCAAAAAAUUUCUCUGAACCGUAAAGAAAGUCAAUAAACUCAAACAAUAGCAAAUUGCAGAAACAAAUGAGAAGAGAACAAAUGACUUCCUUAUCAAGUGACCUACUCAUUUGACUCAGAUGUUCGGAAAUGCGUUAUAGAUUUAUUGCAUGUGCAAGAAUGUAGGAAUAAUAUUUCAUAUGACAACUUCAGUCGUCAUUUUAAAAUCGAUGCAGUCGGAAGAAUAUUUUAAUUCUGUGGAAAGUGAAUAAGAAGGAUCAAUAAAAUGAGAAACUCAAGCAACCCACUUAUCCUUCCGGGCAGCAAUGCAUCUGAGGAUUACGAGGAAUUUGAAAUGUUUUACGAAUAUUUUGACAAAAGACCGAUUAAGAGGUUUUCCUACAUUACAAUCAUGGUUACAGUCACGAUACUUGGAAUUCUGCUGAAUUCACUGAUCGUCUUCAUGAAGUUAAGGAAGUUCAAGGAAAGAAGCAUCUUUGAAUGGCUUGCAACUUGCAUUGCAUUUGGAUUAAUUUUCAAUUCUGUCAAAUAUUUUCUAUUGAUGCUGUCAAUUGUGACUCAUGAAAUCACAAAUAGCUUUACAUGCUAUGCAGAGCAUGUUUCUGGAGAUUUUUCAGAUCCAAUGAUCAUUUAUUCAGCUGUUGUACUGAUGAUUGUUACGAAGUUUAAUCCACAAAUCAGUAAAACUCGAGGAUUCCUACUUAUUCUUUUAAUCUGGAUUUUCGUGUUAUUUCUGUCAUAUCCAUUUUAUAGGAUCACGACUAUUCAAACUUAUAUUAUUGGCAAGACAACUGUUCACAAUAUUUGCAUACAAUUUUACCCAGGACAACAUUGGAAGAGCAUAAUAAACCGAUCAUCAACUAAAUUGUACCUUGAAUUCAUAAUUCCAUCAAUUAUCAUUGCCGUCUACUUCCUUGUAACUUUAUUAUUCCAAACACCAAAAGUGAUUAAGUAUUUAGGAAUAUGGACUUAUGUGGUGAUCAUUUCAACAUACUUUUGUCUCACAUCAAUUCCAGUGAAGCUUAACAUGCUGUUUUUUCACAAUCAAGGUGUCUCUUACAUGAAAUAUUCUUAUGUGUACCUUAAUUCUCUCUUUAUGGCUAUGAUAUUAGUAAUAAGUCCAUUGGUUUAUUUCUGUUGCAAUCAAAAGUUUUAUGAAGAAAUUCGGAAGUAUUUUAAAUUUGAAAGAAGAAAUGAGAAUGAAUUUCAUGAAAUAUUUGGUGAUGAACGAAUUAUUAUGACUGUUUGA
Molecule: messenger RNA, 1325 nt
Organism: Chironomus riparius
Lineage: Eukaryota; Metazoa; Arthropoda; Insecta; Diptera; Chironomidae
Source: the annotation of a GenBank genome assembly